CGGUCACGCGGGGCGGCAUGACCGGAAGCAGAAGAUGGCGCAGGUAAAGAGACAGCAGGGGGGGAUCGUGUCUGUCUGCUAACGUCUGCUCGUCGACGCGGAGGAGAACAGGAGUCUGCCCUGUGACGCGUCUCUCAGCCCCUGGAUUGAUGAGCCGGCUUGGUGGUCCCACCCUGACAGUAGCAUGAACCUGCAGCAGGCCGCCCCCCUCCUCCCUCCGGUGCACCCCGACGUGCAGAUGAAGGCCCUGCCCUUCUACGACGUACUGGACGUCCUCAUCAAGCCUUCCAGUCUGGGAGCAAACACUGCACAGAGAUACCACCAGGAAAAGCAUUUUAUCUUUGCCCUGACGCCACAGCAAGUUCGAGAAGUAUGCAUAUCCAGGGACUUUCUACCGGGUGGAAGGAGGGACUAUAUGGUUCAAAUUCAACUGAGGUUCUGCCUGUCGGAGACCAGCUGUCCUCAGGAGGACAACUACCCCAACAGUCUUUGUAUAAAGGUCAACGGGAAACUGUUUCCUCUGCCUGGUUUCGCACCGCCACCAAAAAACGGCGUGGAACAGAAAAGGCCGGGGAGACCUCUGAACAUCACCUCGCUCGUCAGGCUCUCCUCCGCCGUACCAAACCAGAUCUCCAUCACUUGGGCCCCUGAAAUCGCCAAGACCUAUUCUCUGUCUGUAUACCUGGUAAGGCAGCUGACGUCACCACUGUUGCUGCAGAGACUGAGGAUGAAGGGCAUCAGGAACCCGGACCACUCCAGAGCUCUCAUAAAGGAGAAGCUGACCGCGGACCCAGACAGUGAGAUCGCCACCACCAGCCUCCGAGUGUCGCUCAUGUGCCCGCUGGGUAAGAUGCGUCUGACGGUGCCCUGCAGGGCCGUCACCUGCUCCCACCUGCAGUGCUUCGACGCUGCCCUCUACCUGCAGAUGAACGAAAAGAAGCCCACCUGGAUCUGCCCCGUGUGUGACAAGAGGGCGGCGUACGAGGACCUGAUCAUCGACGGCUUGUUCCUGGAGAUCCUGAACGACUGCUCAGACGUGGAUGAGAUCAAGUUCCAGGAGGACGGCACCUGGUGUCCCAUGAGGCCUAAGAAGGAGGCCGUUAAUGUGACGUCUCAGUCCGUCACGUUGAAGGUGGAGCCCCUGGCUCCCGUACGGCAGCUGCCGGUGCCGCUCCCGUCUGCAGAGCCCAGCUCCACCAAGAAGAUGGACGUCAUUGACCUGACCCUGGAGAGUUCCUCCUCCUCCGAGGACGAGAAGGAAGUGGACCCCCCGCUGAAGAAACAGUGCGUUUACAUUUCCAACAGCGAGGACAUUCAUGCCAAGGGGGUGCUGGCCUACCAGCCGGCGGUGCGCGUGUCCAGCUCCCUGGAGCAGUCGUACCUGACCUCCACCCUGGCCGACUAUGCAGUCCCCUUCCACCCGUCCAGCCUGGCCUCCAUCCCCGCAGACAUGCAGAGUUUGGAUCUGUUCUCGUUAAUCCAAGCUGAUCCUCAGCAUUACCGGCCUCACAUGUUCCUGGACGGCCUGAGCAGCAGCAUGCAGGACUCUGCUGCAGCAGGAACAAGCACCACCUUGGUUUCCUCCUCGUCCUCCUCGUCCUCCAGUCACUACGACACCGGCUCCCACGCCGCCGGCUCCCUCCACGAGAGCCGGGUCAUCGCGGGCGGGGGAGGCGCCGCCGACAGCGGCACAUCAGACAUCAUUUCACUGGACUGACCCCCCCCCAGGACCUCUGUCUAGAUGCCAUGUUGACUUUUGCUGGGGAGUUGUUGAAUAGUGCUGAGGGUUUUGACCUUGACAUUUUUACUUUGUUAAAAAUGGUUUAUAAUCAUCUUUCUUUACCUCAUGGAUUAUUAAAGUGUAAAAAGGUUUGUAUUUCUA
Molecule: messenger RNA, 1882 nt
Organism: Cololabis saira (Pacific saury)
Lineage: Eukaryota; Metazoa; Chordata; Actinopteri; Beloniformes; Belonidae
Gene: pias2
Product: protein inhibitor of activated STAT, 2
Exons: 14
Coding region: 185-1717 (510 amino acids)
Biological process (GO): regulation of transcription by RNA polymerase II; protein sumoylation
Molecular function (GO): zinc ion binding; SUMO ligase activity; transcription coregulator activity
Source: RefSeq, a predicted model, not a curated record